This is a messenger RNA of Capronia epimyces CBS 606.96, 1080 nucleotides long. RefSeq lists its product as uncharacterized. Lineage: Eukaryota; Fungi; Ascomycota; Eurotiomycetes; Chaetothyriales; Herpotrichiellaceae. The record is from RefSeq and is a predicted model, not a curated record. Bases 1 to 1080 code for a protein of 359 amino acids. The transcript has 3 exons.
AUGGCUGCGACGAGGCUGGCGGCUUCUGCACCAACUCCCGCAGCUCCGCGGCCAGAAACAGUCUCGCGUCCCAUCAAACCACUGCCCGCACACCUGGUAGAAAAUGCUGCCACGACGGUCAAGGCUCCCUUCGACCCGGCAAUCCAUGUGGACUUUAUGCCUCCCAAGGCAGUGGUCAUGAUGAAGGACAUUGGACUGGAAGGUCACGGCAUCUCUCCUGUCGCGGCGUCCGAGCCCUUUCGGCUGUUCACCGACGACGCGGUCAGGCAGUUCCGGGCCGAGAUCUUCAGCAAGCCCGUGCUGGACAAUUGUCAAGUGUCGUCCAAUCUGGCCCCGAAUAUGAUCCGCGCCUAUGCUGCUGACUACGGUCCAUUUGCCUACAGUGUGUGGCAUCACCCAAAAGUGCUGGACAUCAUCUCGAACGUGGCGGGCGUGGACCUUACCGUCGCGAUGGAUAUUGAUGUAGCACACAUCAAUGUCUCAGUCAAUGAUGAGGAGGUCUGUAUCGCCGAGAAAAAUACCGCAACCGGGACCGGGACCAAGACUGCAGCAGCAACCGCAACCGCAACCCAGACCCCAGCAUUUGCGUGGCAUUACGACAGCUACCCUUUCGUCGUGGUCACCAUGCUGUCGGAUUGCACGGACAUGAAAGGAGGAGAGACUGUCCUUCGCACGGCGUCAGGAGAGACGAUGAAAGUGCGCGGUCCAUCAAUGGGCACUGCGGUCGUCUUGCAAGGGCGCUAUAUUGAACACCAGGCGCUCAAGGCCUGGGGAGGUCGGGAACGCGUGAGCAUGGUGACCUCGUUCCGGCCCAAGUCGCCCUUCCUCAAGGACGAGACCGUGCUUGCCGGUCUCCGCGGCAUCACCGACCUCAGUCUCCUGUAUCAUCAGUAUGCUGAGUAUCGCUUCCAAGUGUUGGAGACACGGUUCGGCCAAAAGCGACGCCAGCUGCUCGAGAGCUUCCGCCAUGCCGAUGCCGAUGCCCGCAAAUUUGACCUCCAAGGUAUCCGGUCGUUUCUGGACGAGCAGAGGCAGUACAUGGAGGAUAUGUUGAAGGAGCUGGUGCCGUACCCUUAUUAA